AUGCCAUUGGCUGCUCUAACUCCAGUACUAAACGAUUUACUUAAUAAAGACGGCGGUUGCUCAUCCUCAUCAUCAUCAUAUCCUCAAUAUUCAUCUCAACAACAACAACCACCACAGCAACAGCAACAACCGAGUUCAACUGAUGCAUUAAAUACGAAUGAUUACCUGCGCAAAGCAUCUAUUGUUGCUAAUCAAUUGUCGUCUUCAUCAUCUAUUGAUGAUAAUCUUCAUCGACAUACAAUGACUGCAGUUAAAUCACACAAAUCAUUAAAACGUGAAGAUUCGUUUUUACAAAAAUUUUCCAAUCGUUAUGGUUAUCGUGGAAUGGGAGCAAUGGAUCCCAUUAAACGAAAUUUUCAUUUAAAUAUGGAAAAAGAUGAACCUAUUAAAUCACGUUAUAAAUUUGUACGACGAAUACUUCGAACUUGUAAUUAUUUUGUUGUAUCAACAGAUGAAUCAUUUUUAUUCUAUUGGUUAAUUAUAUUAAAUAUCUUUGUAUUAUAUAAUCUUUGGUUUUCAAUUGCACGUCAAGCAUUCGAUCCAUUACAAAGAGAUUAUUCGAAAAUAUGGGAAAUUAUGGAUUAUAUAGCUGAUUCAAUAUAUUUUAUUGAUAUUUUUAUUCAAUUUCGUACCGGUUAUCUUGAACAAGGUUUACUUGUUUACAAUCAUUACAAACUUACAAUCAAUUACAUACGUUCUUCUAAUUUUCUACUUGAUAUAUUAUCGUUAACACCAUUAGAAUUACUUCAAAUUAAAUUUGGUUCAAUACCAAUUCUUCGUUUUCCACGUUUUCUAAAAAUUUAUCGAACAUUUCAACUUUAUUAUUAUCAAGAAUCACGUACGGUCUAUCCAAAUACAUAUCGUGUUAUGAAUCUUCUUCAUAUUCUACUUUUAUUGGGACAUUGGUUAGCAUCAUUUUAUUUUAUGGUAUCAAAAGCUGAAGGUUUUGUUGGAUAUUGGUCAUAUCCAAAACCUGUUGGAAAUUUUUCUGAAUUAGCAAGAAUGUAUCUUCGUUGUCUUUAUUGGUCAACAUUAACAUUAACAACUAUUGGAGAUUUACCACCACCAGAAACGAAUUGGCAAUGGCUCAAAAAUUUUUCGAACAAACGUUACGCUUUUCUUAUAAGCGUUCACUUGUUCGCUGUUUUCGUCAUAGCUAUUAUCGUGGGACAAGUUGGAAAUGUUAUUACAAAUCGAAAUGCUAGUCGAUUAGAAUUUGAACGUUUAUUGGAUAGUGCAAAACAAUAUAUGCGUUCACAUAAUGUACCAGCUGAAAUGCAACGACGUGUUCAACGUUGGUAUGAUUAUUCAUGGUCACGUGGUCGUAUGUCGGGUGCUGGUGAUGUUCACUCAAUAAAACUUUUACCAGAUAAACUUAAAACAGAAUUAGCGUUGCAUGUGAAUUUAGGAACCUUAAAAAAGGUAACUAUAUUUCAAGAAUGUCAACCUGAAUUUCUUCACGAUCUUGUUUUAAAAAUGCGUGCAUAUAUAUUUACACCUGGAGACAUUAUUUGUCGCAAAGGUGAAGUUGCACGUGAAAUGUUUAUUAUAGCCGAUGGUGUUCUCGAAGUAGUCAAUGAAAAAAAUGAUGUUCUGACACGUUUGGGUCCAGGUGACUUUUUUGGUGAAAUUGGAAUUUUAAAUAUUGAUGGUGCUAAUCGACGAACAGCUGAUGUACGAAGUGUUGGUUAUUCAGAAUUAUUUUCUUUAUCAAAAGAAGAUGUUCUUGAGGGUUGUCGAGAUUAUCCUGAAGCUGAACGUAAAUUAUAUGAAUAUGCUCAAAAUCGACUUGGUUUUGAAAGAGCAAAAAAAGAAGCAGCAGAAAAAAUGAAAGGUGCAUUUAGUACUUUAACAUCAAUUGCAUCAUGUUUAACACAACAACUAGUAAUAGCACCACCACCACCACCACCAUCAGCAUCACCAAUUCUUACAUCUAUACAAGAAAUAAGUGAAAAAGAUGUAAAUAAUGAUAAUCAACAGAUAUCAUUAUGUCGUUCGAAUCGAGCAAUAUCAUUAAAAUCAAAAUUACAACAUUCACCUCCUACUUUACAAAAUUUUGUCUGUGAUAGUCAAGAGAAACCUUUGCUUGAUCCAAAUAUGUUAUCAUCAGAUUAUUCAUUAGUUCAGUCGUUACGUACAUAUUCAAAUGAUUUGAUAAGUGAUAUUGAAUUAUUAAUUAAUGAUAAAAUACGUUCUGUUCAAGAAUCUUAUCGACAACAAAUUGCUGAAUUACAAGAACAAAAUCAACUUAAAGAUUUACGAAUUGGAUUAUUAGAACAGAAACUACAAAAACUACAGAAAGUAUUAUUCAAUCGAACUAAAAUAUGGUUUGAUGAAGAUUGA
This is a messenger RNA of Adineta steineri, 2343 nucleotides long. NCBI's taxonomy places the organism in Eukaryota, Metazoa, Rotifera, Eurotatoria, Adinetida, Adinetidae. The record is from the annotation of a GenBank genome assembly.